GAGGAGAGAGAAGGGAGCGCUUCCGGCUGGUCUUCCGGUCGAGGCGGCCGGGAUCUUUGGCGCCCAGGGCCCGCCAUGAGCCUCCUGAAGCGGAUCCCGCCGCCCGGCGAAGGGGUGCGGCUGCAGCAAUCCGACACCGAGGCGGUGCUGGGAGGGAGAGGCCUGGGCACCGGGAGCCUCUACAUCGCCGAGAGCCGCCUGUCAUGGAUCGAGAACUCCGGCCUUGGCUUCUCAUUGGACUACCCCACUAUAAGCCUCCACGCUAUUUCCCGGGACCUGACUAAUUAUCCGUGGGAGCAUUUGUACGUCAUGGUGAAUGCAAAAUUCGAAGAAGAAUCGAAAGAGUCCCCCAUGGGCGACGGGGAGCAGGAAGAGGAGGAAGAGGACAGUGACGAUGAGCUGGAGCCUAUUUCAGAGUUCAGAUUCAUACCCAGCGACAAGUCGGCCCUGGAAGCCAUGUUCUCCGCGAUGUGUGAAUGCCAAGCCCUGCACCCGGAUCCUGAAGAUGAGGACUCCGACAACAACUACGAUGGUGAUGAGUACGACGUGGAGGCCCACGAGAGGGGUCAAGGCGACAUCCCAUCGUUCUGUACGUACGAAGAAGGCCUCUCUCACUUAACAGCCGAGGGCCAGGCGACCCUGGAGAGACUGGAGGGCAUGCUGGCGCAGUCGAUCAGCACCCAGUACCACAUGGCUGGGGUCCGGACGGAAGAUUCCAUCAGAGAUUUCGAAGAUGGAAUGGAGGUGGACUCGUCGCCAGCUGUUGCCGGGCAAUUUGAAGAUGCGGAUGUUGACCAUUGAGGAUGCGGGCGGCCGUUAAGAUACUUCUCGCAGCUUUCCAGAGUGGGCUCUGCAGGCUUGACUCCACGGGACUUAUCCUUUCUGUAUUACCGGCCCAAACGUGGAGGUUUAGGCCUAUCAACGCUUUUUAGAGAUGCGCUUAUAAAAACACCCUUGAUAUUGUGGGAUUGCUUACUUUGUUUCUUAAAUUCAGGAGGGUCGUGAGACCUCGCGUGGCUUAAUAAUCGUGGCCUGCUAGCGUGCGGCCUUUAUGAGAGUGCUGGAAGUUAAGGAAUAAAGUUGCCUUUAGAACAGAGUUCUAGAUUGUCCUAGAAUUUCCCCCCGUAUUUUUGUGCCUCCUUUUCCACCGGGAUGGAAACGCUGCCGCAGAGACGCGCCGCGUAGCAGGGGCUGCAGAUCGAAAGCAUCGCGAUCUCUCCCCUUCUCCGAGGAAUUAGGUCGCCCAAUCAGAUGAUCUGGUCUAUCAUGGCUUUCACAGUGCAUUUCGCUUAGAGGACCCACCUGUGCUGUCCCAGGAAUGAGAACCUUCUCGUGUCUUUGCUACAAACAAAAACGGUUCAAUAAAUAUAAUUUUUUUAGAAUCUUA
Sphaerodactylus townsendi is the source of this 1387-nucleotide messenger RNA. It is a transcript of the gene CLNS1A, whose product is annotated as chloride nucleotide-sensitive channel 1A. Bases 76 to 801 code for a protein of 241 amino acids. Gene Ontology annotation, cellular component: pICln-Sm protein complex; methylosome; cytosol. The transcript is spliced from 7 exons. NCBI's taxonomy places the organism in Eukaryota, Metazoa, Chordata, Lepidosauria, Squamata, Sphaerodactylidae. Gene Ontology annotation, biological process: chloride transport; spliceosomal snRNP assembly; cell volume homeostasis. The record is from RefSeq and is a predicted model, not a curated record.